Messenger RNA from Ficedula albicollis (Collared flycatcher), 1087 nucleotides. RefSeq names its product ABI family member 3 (gene ABI3). NCBI's taxonomy places the organism in Eukaryota, Metazoa, Chordata, Aves, Passeriformes, Muscicapidae. Gene Ontology annotation, cellular component: lamellipodium. The record is from RefSeq and is a predicted model, not a curated record. Gene Ontology annotation, biological process: regulation of cell migration. Gene Ontology annotation, molecular function: SH3 domain binding.
AUGUCGGAGCUGGAGCGGCUGCGGCUCGGCGCCAUCCCCGAGGGCCGGCGGCUGCUGCGGGAGCAGCACGGCAACCUGCUGCGGGUGGCCGAGUACUGCCAGGGCAACUACCUGCAGGCCAGCGACAAGAGGAAGGCGCUGGAGGAGACGAUGGCUCUGAGCACGCAGUCCCUGGCCAGCGUCGCCUACCAGGUCAGCAGCGUGGCCAGCGCCUUCCUGCGCCUGCUGGACCUGCAGGCGGCUCAGCUGCGCCAGGUGGAGGCUGAUGUCACCUGCGUGGCACAGGGGCUUCCGAUCUUCCCGAGCGGCCCCAGGGUGGCGGCGCCCCCGGAGCCCCCCGCGCCGGAGCCCUACUACCGGACAGCGCUGGACCUCAGCGCCCUGGACGGCGUCGGCCACGGGGUCAAGGACACCAGCACUCAGCUGUCCCGCACGGGGACCCUGGCUCGGAGAAGCACCAAGGGCUCCUCGGCUCAGCCUGGGGGGACGCUGGGGGGGGCAGCCGCGCCUGAAUUUGGGGAUCUGGCCCCGCCACCAACCCCAGCCGUGCCUGAAUUUGGGGACCUGGCCCCGCCACCGCCCCCAGCCGCGGAGGAUCCCCCGUGGGCCCCUCAGAACUACCUGGAGAAAGUGGUGGCCCUGUACCCCUACAGGCGGAGAAGGACGCAGAAGGACACGGAGCUGUCGCUGGCCCCGGGCGCGCUGCUGUUCGUCACCCGCCGCUUCUCGGACGGCUGGUGCGAGGGGGUGACGGAGCACGAGUCGGGAACGGGGCACCGGUCCGGAAUCUUCCCCGGGAAUUUCGUGGAACCCGUCUGAGCCUGACCCACUCCCCGCGCCUCGGCGUUUCCUUGGAAUUCCGGCUUUGGCAGAGCAGCGAAUGCGCAGGAAUUUCGCCUUUUGGAGCUGAAAAUUUCGGCUUUUGGAGCUGGGAAUUUCGGCUUUUGGAGCUGGGAAUUUCAGCUUUUGGAGCUGAAAAUUUCGGCUGUUGGAGCUGGGAAUUUCAGCUUUUGGAGCUGGGAAUUUCGGCUUUUGAAACUGGGAAUUUCAGCUUUUGGAGCCGGGAAUUUCAGCUUUUGAAAGUGAG